Lycium ferocissimum is the source of this 4580-nucleotide messenger RNA. Its product is annotated as TMV resistance protein N-like. Gene Ontology annotation, molecular function: ADP binding; protein binding. The coding region runs from base 312 to 3050 and encodes 912 amino acids. The record is from RefSeq and is a predicted model, not a curated record. NCBI's taxonomy places the organism in Eukaryota, Viridiplantae, Streptophyta, Magnoliopsida, Solanales, Solanaceae. The transcript is spliced from 6 exons. Gene Ontology annotation, biological process: defense response.
AAUUCUGGUUACUUAAACUAUCUUGUUUCUUUGCACAUUUUAUACAAAUUUCAAAGAAGAACUACAUUGAAUAUGGGCUCUGCUUAGCAUUGAAUAUCUUUCACUACCUUCAUUUUAGUUAUUAUAUUUUUAUUCAGCACAGGAAUGAAGCAGACUGUAUUGACCGGAUUAUAAACGAGAAAUUUCAAAUUCUGCACCACACAGUUUCAGCUAAUGAGAAGUAUUUAGUGGGAAUUGAAUCUCGUACUGGUGGAGUGGAAUCAUUGUUGAAAGUUGGAUUAGGUGUUGUUCGUUUUGUGGGAAUAUGGGGGAUGGGUGGCGUGGGGAAGACAACAGUUGCAAGAAAAAUCUUUGACAAUAUUUCUAAUCAGUUUCAAGGGUCUUGUUUUCUUGCAAAUGUUAGAGAAGAUUCAAAGAAGUAUGGGAUGAAACACUUGCAAAAGACACUUCUUUCAAGAACCUUAAACGAAAAAUCUACGAAUAUAGCAAGUUUUUAUAAAGGAGCCGACAUGAUAAAAAGAAAUCUAUGUCUCAGGAAGGUUUUAAUUGUUUUUGAUGAUGUGGAUGAUGACCACCAGUUGAAGUAUUUAGUUGGAAAGCAUGAUUGGUAUGGUGACGACAGUAGAAUCAUUACAACAACCAGAAAUGCAGAUUUACUUUGUCACCACGACGAGUUAUAUUCUGUCCCUGAAUUGGCUGAAUGUGAGGCUCUUGAACUUUUUAGUUGGCACGCCUUUCGGAAAAGGACUCCGGAUAAAGAGUUUUUAAAACUCUCUCAGUCUGUAGUAGAUUAUACUAAAGGCUUACCUUUAGCUCUCACGAUCUUGGGUUCUUUUCUCUACAAACGAGGCAUAACUGAGUGGAGAAGCGCAUUGGAUAGACUCAAAGAUAUUGGAUACGAAGAAAUCGUUAAGCAGCUCAGCUUAAGUGUAGAUGGAUUGGCCUAUGAAGACAAGAAUAUAUUUCUUGAUAUUGCAUGCUUCUUCAGGGGGAAACAGAGAGAUGAUGUGAUAACAAUACUAAAUAGUUUUGGUUUCAAAUCAGAGAUUGGAAUGGAUGUCCUUACUAAAAAGUCACUUCUUUAUAUUUCGGAAGGAAUGGUUGAGAUGCAUGAUUUGAUAGAACAAAUGGGUCAGCAAGUGGCACAUGAUGUUGAUCAGGACAGACCAUGGAAUCAUAGUCGAAUUGUAGUAACUCUGAAUGUGCAUGUUCCUGCUCCUGCUUUUCAGAUCUCUAAUAUUGUUAUUUGUCUAAGAACUAAUUUGACUGAUGUCAUUUGUUAUGAACCAGUUUCUGACACUAUCGAAUAUCUCCCAAGUGGCUUGAAAUGGCUUGAUUGGUCUUACUACAGUUCUGAAUCUUUACCAGCAAGUUUUCAACCACGAAACCUUGUUGGGCUCAACAUGACUUUUAGUUCUCUUGUUGAAAUUUGCAAGGAACCAAAGGCAUUUGACGAGUUGACAGUUCUCAAUUUAAGUUUUUCAGAACAUUUACUCCGAGCACCCAAUUUUUCUGAUAUUCCAAAUCUGCAGAGGAUUGUACUGAAAAGUUGUUUAAGUUUGGUUGAGGUUCAUCCAUCCAUUGGCAAUCUCAAAAAGCUUAUUUCUCUGAAUAUGAAGAACUGUAAAAAUCUCAAGUUUUUACUGUGCAGUAUUCAAAUGGAAUCUCUUGAGAGCCUCAACCUGUCUGGUUGUGAGAAAUUAGAAGCUCUUCCAGAAUUUCAGGGGAAUAUGGAAUUUGCUAUCAGAGCUUCUUUUGGGAUGUAUUGCAAUUCAGGAACUUCCAUCAUCAAUAGGACGGCUAUUUGGCAUCAGCUUAUGAGAAAACCGAAAGUUUUGAUUCUUAAAGGCUGCUCAAAUCUGGCAACAUUUCCAGAAAGCCUGGGUGAUCUAGAAGAGUUGGAGGAGCUCUAUGCUGGAAACACUGCCAUUUGGCGACUACCAGAUUCUACGGAAAAGUUAAGCAAACUUAAAAUCCUUUCAUUAAAAAGUAGACGGGAGAUAAAGUCUCAAUUUGCUACAGGUAUGAUAUUCCCUCCUGCACUUCAUGGUUUGAAGGAAUUGAAAAGUUUGGAUCUCAGUGGAUGCAAUUUAUCUGGUGACCUUACGUGCUUGACUUCUUUAUUGGAACUUAACCUGAGCAGAAACAAGUUUAUUUCUCUACCUGAUAGCAUUAGUCGACUUCAUCGACUUCAGUAUCUCAACAUUACUCACUGUCAUGAACUUAAGAAACUUCCCAAACUUCCUCAAAGGAUAAAGGAAUUGUAUGCAGAAGAUUUUCUGGCCAAAGGAAGUAUUCUAGCUCUGUUGAUAUACCGUUCGUUGCAUUUGGUCUCAUUCACCAACUAUAGUUUUAACCAACAUUAUACAGAGAAGAGCACUGAUAACUCAGCUUUGGAUCAGAUUCUCAGGCUGUUUCUUUCAGACAGUAUAGGUGAUUGGAUGACUUACUCUAUUAUCUUUCCUGAACGUGCAAUUCCGACAUGGUUUAAACAUCAGAGUAUUGAGGAAAAAAUCUUGCUUAAACUGCCUCCGGAUUGGUAUGACAAUAGUUUCAAGGGCUUUGCUAUAUGCUGUGUCACUUGCAUGGGGGGAGGUUUCCAGGAUCCUGAUUCAGGGCUAUCAGGGAAGUAUGACCAUACUUUCAUCAACGCCAAAUUGAUAUGCAAUAAUCAUCCUGAAGAGCUUAAAGUGCUGGAGAAAGAAUGUAAAGUCAGUACCACGACUAGAAAUUAUAGCUGGUGUGUUUGCUUUGUCUACAUACCAUUGCAUUCUUUGCUGCAGUUGUCUGACACAGAAGUUAGAGAUUUUAACCAGUAUGGCCUAUUCGAGGCAUCUAUCCAAAGGAAAUUGACAAGACAAUGGGGAGUUCAUUUGAUUUACAAGAAGUUGAGUCAAGUCAAAACGAGAAUUGGUCGAUCAGAAACAAUUACAGUUGAAGAUAGGCAAUCAUUUAGAGAAAUGGUUCAAGCUUAUACCGGUUGCACAACUUUCGACCCCUAUCUAAGCGAUGACCCUAUGGCACCUGCGCUUGAGGCCCGACUGAAGUAGCUCCACAAGCCGGUGUCUUCAAGGGAUUACCAAGAGUUCAAAUUUAAGAUUGAUAUUGCACCAUCUGUAGUUCUGAAGGAAACCAUGACCAUAGCUAGCAUUUAAGGCUAGGAUUCUAGAGGAUUGACCUAACAUCAAGUGAGAGGAAAACAGAAGAAUCUAGAAUCAUCGCUUGGUUCUAUCUAUAGCUCACAUCAUUCUCUUUGUCAAAAGAAGUUGCAGGUUGCACAAACAAUUAGACACACACUUAAACAUGAAUUUCCUCAAAACUAAAUUGAUAUGCAAAGAUCACAUAGGAACUAAAUUAGUCACGGAGAAAAAAUGUAAAAUGGGCACAGCUUCAUGCAUUCACAGUUUCUAUAUGUGCAUUGCGUAUAUUCCAUUUUAUAGUGUGUGGCAGGGUUCUGAGAUGUGGAAAAUCACAAAUCCAAAUCUGUUUUGGUUGUUUGAGGCAUUGCAAAUGAUUGGGGAGUCAGUUUUGUCUAUGGAUAAUGUGAAGAAAUAUUUGGUACGGGGAAAAUCUUGUGACAUUUAUUUCAAGCAAUUUCUGGGAGUUCAAAGACCUUUUUUUAGAGAAUGUCACAGCUAGCAAUUUAAGAAGGGAAAAAGAGAAGGAAGAAGUUUGUAAUAAGUUAUUACUGAAAAUUACAAAAUUGUUUACUGUUAGCCGUCUUCAGUUUGGUCCACUUCCCUCUUAGCUUCACUAUCUUUUUUUUUUUUAUGACAAGGGAACCCGCAGCCGCUACUCUUUGGGUGCGCACAUGGUAAACCCCGCUCCUGUAUAACAGCCUGCAAACCACACAGGAGAGAUAAGCCUGCACUAGGCAAGCCAUGUGCUCUUAGCUUCACUAUUCUUCUUUUCCUCUGCAUGGUUUUUACAUAUUGAUAAGAAAAUGGAUGAAAGCUUGCAUCAGAGUCUGGGUGAAUUUGUUGUAAGCAUUUCUCGGGGGCAUCUUGGACCUUUUUAGAAUUUAGGCAGUAGCCUUGUGUAGUUGUGUGGGUAAAUGCGGCAGAGACUAGAGACUUAGAGUUAUCAUUUACAAUACAUGCUAUGCCAUGUUAUUUGCUGGAAAGUGGAUGAGCAGUAACAGAUUUUAUGUCUUCUCUGUCAUAGAGGUUUUUUUGUAUGUUCUCAACAUCCAUAUGCCUUAAGACAUUAAUUAGCAACGUGUGGUGAUAGUUGAGAUAAAGUACAUAGCCAUAUUUCUCUAAAGAGUUAUGAGUUUAAUCUGAAAAACAUUUGCAGAACAUGUACUUUUGGUGGUGUAAUCCCCAGUCUUUGUUUCACUCUCUAUAUAUGUUUCAAUUAUGAUGCUAGGCUUCUGUGGUUGAUAUUGAUAAUAGUGUCUCCAGUGUGAGGAAUCUUUUUUCUUUUCUUUCAUGGUUUGCCAGUGCAUAAAGCCUACUGGCAGUGGAACAAGUUUUUCACACAAUUAGGUAUCAGUUCAAUUUUUACCUUCCCUUUUCUCUGAUCUCCUGAUGUAGCAAAAAGUAUUUCUACAGCAACCAAAUUUUCUUAUUCUAAAUUAC